UUCAGUUUCUAGCAAAGUUUUCCACACGCAGAGGGCAGAGGGGAAAAAAAAGUAUUAUUGUGAGAUAUUAUUUGAGUGCUACUGUAAGCUUUUGUGGUAAAACGCAAGUCAGUAAACACAGUAUUUCGGCAAGCCUCACUAAGCCUCUCAUAUUUAUAAAGAGACAUGAAAAGUGAAGUUUCUUUAUGUCUGGUCUUGCUUGUGUUGAGCGCCGCUGCGUUGCCAGCGAACACUGUUGAAAAAGGCAACACUAGUUCUUCUGCUGCUGAUAACUCCUUGCACCUAGAAGGAAAGAAUACCUAUAAUGAAGAUUUUAACUCUGUCCUAACCAAGUUCUCCCUGCGCAGACCUUCAGCUCCAGAGGAGGAUGUGUGUUACAUUAACCCGAGCGAUCCAGAUGCACUCAACGCCUGCAACUUCAACCUCACCUCCAAAACCUUCCUGGUUAUCCAUGGAUGGACGGUUAGCGGGAUGUUUGAAAGCUGGAUUUCAAAGCUGGUCGCUGCUCUGUACGAACGGGAACACGAUGCCAAUGUGAUUGUGGUAGACUGGCUGAACCGUGCCCACCAGCACUACCCUGUUGCUGCUGAGAACACCAAGCUGGUGGGACAGGACAUUGCCCGCUUCAUAGACUGGAUGGAGGAGAAAGCAAACUUUCCACUUGACAACGUUCAUCUUAUUGGCUACAGUCUGGGUGCACAUGUGGCAGGGUUUGCAGGAAGCCACGCCUCCAACAAAGUUGGAAGAAUAACUGGUCUAGACCCGGCGGGCCCUGUGUUCGAGGGGACUCAUGCUCAAGGCCGCUUGUCGCCGGACGAUGCACACUUCGUGGACGUGCUCCACACCUUCACCCGUGGCUCUCUGGGGCUGAGCAUUGGCAUCCAGCAGCCCGUGGGUCACGUAGACAUCUACCCCAAUGGAGGGAGCUUCCAGCCAGGCUGCAACCUGAGAGGAGCCCUGGAGAACAUCGCCAGCCAUGGCAUUUCUGGCUUCUCGGAGGCAGUGAAGUGUGAGCACGAGCGCUCCGUCCACCUGUUCAUCGACUCCCUGCUUCACGAGCAGCAGCCCAGCAUGGCGUACCGCUGCAGCAGCAAAGAGAUGUUCGACCACGGCUUCUGCCUCAGCUGCAGAAAGAACACCUGCAACAACGUGGGCUACAACGUGAACCAGGUGCGCAACCGCAGGAGCGCCAGGAUGUACACCAGGACGAGGGCUGCCAUGCCGUUCAGAGUCUACCACUAUCAGUUGAAGAUUCACUUCUCCAGCAAAUUUAACGACUCCGAGAUCGAGCCCACGCUUACAGUGUCCCUUUACGGAACAAAAGGAGACGCAGAGAAUCUGGAUCUAAACAUCAGACAAAAGUUCUCUCCCAACAAGACCCACUCCUUUCUGCUGGUGACGGAGGUAGAUAUCGGGGACCUUCUGAUGAUGCGGUUCAGGUGGGAGGCCUCCUCCAGCUGGUCCUCCUCCUCUCUCCUCAAAAUGAUGUCAUCCUGGUGGUCAGACGAGAACCCAUCGAACUCCGACCUGGCGAUCCAUAAAAUCCGGGUCAAAGCUGGGGAGUCCCAGAAGAAGAUGGUUUUCUGCUCUAAAGAUUCCCCUGAAUUUGCUCCGUCUCAAGAGGUCAUUUUUGUCAGGUGUCAGGAUGGAUGGGUCAAAUCGUCAAAAAGACAUGUGACAAACAAGCAUUGAGGCUGUACAGAAGAGUCUGGAACAGCAGCCUGGACCAAUCAUAUCAUUCUCGGAAGAGCACUUGGCAUUCGACUUUAGCCAGCCUUACCUGUUUUGUUUAUUAUUUAUUUGUUUGUAUAUAUUGUACAGCAGCACUGUUUAAUUUAAAAACCAAAAACUUUGUUUUAAGCCGUGAGAUACUUUUGUUAUGUCAAUUGGAGCUGGUUUUAUAUGUGGGUAUGCUGUCUGUGUUCGUUGAAGGGAGCAAGAGAGCCUUAAAAUAUUAUUACUUGAAACACCUGGUCAAACCAUAUCUAUUUAUUAGGCAACUGAAAGGUAGAAUGGGGCUGAAUUACAUGGGCUUUAUACCAAAAUACAAAUUGUUCAAGCAAAAUAAAACUCCCCGUCUUACAAAACGAACACUUGAGGUAUAUUUUCUAAUGUGUGUGUUUUUUACAGCAUAGCUGUUUUAACAGCUGCUUCUCUAUAGCUCACUAUAAUUACCCACAGGGUUGACUUCACUAAAUACAGUGCUGGGCAAAGUGAUCUGCGGUAAUGCACGCUUUAGUGCGUUUAACGCUAUUAAGAUGGACCGCGGUUGAGAUCAUUAAAAUCAGCCCUGAUGUAUUAUUUGCUGCCUUUACAUGACUCUUGCAAUGAACAGCUGUUAACAUUCAGAAAUAUAAUUGAUAUCACAGAAUGCUCUUUGCCUUUAUAUGUGGGUGUUUGUUCUACAGAAGAAUAUCAAAUAGCUUGCUGCUGAUGCAUUCUACCUGUGCCUUUAUUAUUUCACUAACAAUUUAUUAGUGUGACAGACAGUACUCUAAAUGUUGAGCUACAAAGGUGAGGUUGUACCUUUUAAAGUUGACCUUGGGUUUUAAGUUAUCACGCUAUAUAAUAGCGAUUGAAAAUAACCUUCAGAGUUUUCACUCGUCAGUUUGCACGUGUAGUAAACGUUCUUCAUUUUUGUUUAGCUGAGGACAUCUGUGCUGUAAAAUUGUUUUCAUACUUCGUAUAUAUUCUGUUUUAUACUGGGAGACAAAAUGUGUGUGGUCUUGAAUUGCUUGUAGAGAUCUAUUUAUUUUUUUAACAGUGUUUAGUGUUUUGCGCUGAUGAAAAAAGGUCAAGCAGUAAAACGAAAGACAUGUUAAUACUGUAAAUUGAUAGAGAUGUAAAACAUUGAACGAUUGUUCGAGGGGGAAGGAUUAAAUCUCAAAGCAGCAGAAUUUUUUGUACAUAACUGUAAAUGUGAUGUUUUAAUAAAUUAUAACCAAUUGUUCA
Messenger RNA from Polyodon spathula (Mississippi paddlefish), 2952 nucleotides. RefSeq names its product lipoprotein lipase-like. The record is from RefSeq and is a predicted model, not a curated record. Gene Ontology annotation, molecular function: lipoprotein lipase activity; apolipoprotein binding. The coding region runs from base 166 to 1692 and encodes 508 amino acids. Gene Ontology annotation, biological process: lipid metabolic process. The transcript is spliced from 10 exons. Lineage: Eukaryota; Metazoa; Chordata; Actinopteri; Acipenseriformes; Polyodontidae.